AUGCCUCUGGAAAGAAAAACUAAAGAAGAAAGACUAGCUCAACAAAGACUUUGCAAACGUAGUCGGUAUGCAGAAAUUAAAAAUGACCCGUAUUUACUAGCUCUUGCGAAAGAAAAGAGAAGAAUAAAGUAUUUAAAAGAUAAGGAAGCAAAAAAAAUAACAAGUAUUUCGGAAAAAGCGCCGCGCAGUCAAAAAGAGCAAAGAAAGAAGUGGAAAGAAAAUUCUAAAAGGUACCGACAAAACAAAAAACAAGCAAAGCCGCCAAAUUUUGAAUCCAUUGCUGUUUGCAGUAUUCAAGGUGAAAACACUUCAACGCAUGAUCUUGGAGGAUAUCCGUUGCAACAGAAUAAGCCUGAUGCUGCAGCUGCUAUAAGAACAGUUCGCCACGUAAAAUUAAGAAAAAGGAAAACAUUGCUCAAUAUCAUCGCGGCUCAUAAUAUACAAUAA
Molecule: messenger RNA, 447 nt
Organism: Parnassius mnemosyne (clouded apollo)
Lineage: Eukaryota; Metazoa; Arthropoda; Insecta; Lepidoptera; Papilionidae
Source: the annotation of a GenBank genome assembly